GACUUCAUUGCCUUGAAGAUGGACGUUAAUUCUUCGAGAAGAAGUUGCUUAGACGUGAUGACCAGAUGUACCUGUUUGGGCUGAAUAAUUCCCAGAUUUCAUGUCUGUCGUGCUGCCCGCUGGAGAUUUUACUGGACACUUAUAUGCCUGCAAAAUCCACAGUUAUUCAGGACUCCGUCACCAGCUUUCGAAAGUUUACCAUCAGGCCGGUGGUGGUAGAGACUGUCCGGAACUAUGCUACGAGAUGCCCUGGGAAAAACCUUUCGACUUGUUGGCUACACUAUACAAUACGGUUGCAUAGCUCACUGUGCCUUUGAGUACGUCGGUGGAGUUGUUGUGUGCUCAGGGCCCUCCAUGGAGCCCACGAUCCAAAACUCAGACAUCGUCUUUUCGGAAUGCCUUAGCCGACAUUUUUAUGGCAUCCAAAGAGGUGACAUUAUAAUUGCAAAAAGUCCAAGUGAUCCAAAAUCAAAUAUCUGUAAACGAGUGGUGGGCUUGGAAGGGGACAAAAUCCUCACUAGCAGUCCAUCAGAUUUCCUUAAGAGUCAUAGAUACGUGCCUAGAGGGCAUGUUUGGCUGGAGGGUGAUAAUCUCCAGAAUUCUGCGGACUCCAGGUCCUAUGGACCUAUCCCGUAUGGAUUGAUCAGAGGACGUAUUUGCUUGAAGAUUUGGCCCUUGAGUGAUUUUGGAUUUCUACGAGAUAGCCCCAAUGGCUAUAGAUUUCCUGAAGAUUAGCAAGUAUCCAGCCAUUUUCUUUUUAUUUUAACACAUUCCUGAAGGAUAGCUUUUACUAAUUCGUCAAGCAAUGUCUUUACCAUUAAAAAAUAUUUGAUAUUCA
Tachyglossus aculeatus (Australian echidna) is the source of this 838-nucleotide messenger RNA. RefSeq names its product inner mitochondrial membrane peptidase subunit 1 (gene IMMP1L). The transcript has 7 exons. Gene Ontology annotation, molecular function: serine-type endopeptidase activity. The coding region runs from base 235 to 735 and encodes 166 amino acids. Gene Ontology annotation, cellular component: mitochondrial inner membrane peptidase complex; membrane. Lineage: Eukaryota; Metazoa; Chordata; Mammalia; Monotremata; Tachyglossidae. The record is from RefSeq and is a predicted model, not a curated record.